Molecule: messenger RNA, 7195 nt
Organism: Serinus canaria (Common canary)
Lineage: Eukaryota; Metazoa; Chordata; Aves; Passeriformes; Fringillidae
Product: dentin matrix acidic phosphoprotein 1
Exons: 5
Coding region: 4939-6549 (536 amino acids)
Source: RefSeq, a predicted model, not a curated record
GAGGAUUGAAAUGUCCUUUGGAGGUGUGAGCCAAAUUGCUGAUGAUCUCUUGCUCAGAGCUGCACCGUUGGUGUCAGUUUUUCCAGGCUCCCAGGGGGCUGUGGUAGUGCUUCCUGUCCAGCUACACAGAGCAGCAAUAAAUUUAGCCCAAGUGAGCCAUAAUGACAGUACAGGAAUCAGAAGACUCCUGACAGCUCUUCCAAGAGGGUCUGGCUCUCCAUACAGACAUCUUCAUCCCUUGAGCUACCAGCCCUGUCCUGACUUCUCUGCUCCCUCUGGGCAGCUUGUGCCUUCGCAUUACCCAUUUGCAUCCCUGCAGUGCAUGAUUCAUACAAUCAUUUCCACUAGUCAUUUCCUUCUGAUGUUUUAUCCCCUCCAACAAGAAAUCAGGGUGCUGUGACUCAGGAGACAUUACACACACCUGACCUGCAGAAACAGCACAACUGCCCCUAUGUCACUCUGAGCAGUUCACUGAUGUGAUCAGGGGCAAGGCUGGCCCCUGAUUGCUGCUAUAUUUUGCUUCCUGAGAGCACUGACACUAUGCUGCUUUCCAGAUCUUUGCAAUUCCUGUUGGAUUCCCGUUGGAGCAAGCACAGAAUGAAAGCUGCAGAAAGCUUUUCAUAUUAAGGCUGCAUUAUUGUUUCACUUCCAGCUUGUGAUUGACAAAUACUUACUGCUCCCACCUCCCAAGGGGUUGAAUUGUGAGCAGGAAGUGUUUGUAAAAGAUAUUGUAUUCUGAAUUAGAUGUUAGGAGCUGUAAUUACCUUCUAGUGUCUAUAUGAUUACUGCUGUAAGUGCUGAGCUAUUGACAGCCCAAUGUCACUGGAGCUACCUGGUAGCUGUGCCAGCAUUGUCAAAACAGGUCCCUGCUGUGAGGCAGAGCUGAGCAUCUGUCCCUGCCCUUAUUUCGACUGAGGGGAGCAAGAUGCAGUAGUGCCUGUGUGCAGGAAGGUGUGUUGGAUCUGAAAGUGGCCAGGCAGAAAGGAGACAUCCUUAUCCACAUCUGAUGACGUCACAGCCUCAAAUUAGUGAAUUCAGCCAAGUUGAUGGAUGAAUAUAGAUUUAUAGGACCUGACAAUCCAGUCACACACAUCUGGGAAGAAUGGCACAAAGCACCUGUCUAGCCAUGAGCUCCAGCUGCAGUGGGCGUGAUGUGGAUAGCAGUUAUUGCUCCAUGUGUUUUGCUUUGCAUAGAGCAGGUACAACACCUGUUACAUGGUUUUCUGGGGUCCCAGGAUGAGAGAAGAGACGAGACAGUUGACUCCAUGCAUCAGAAGGCUUGAUUUAUUAUGAUAUGAUAUAUAAGAUUUAAAAACUAUACUAAAAGAAUAAAGCUAGAGAUUUCACUACCAAGGCUAUCCUAAGAAUAGAAAAGAAUGUGUAAACGAAAAGUCUUCUCAGCCCGAAACACUGGACAGGUGCCCCGUGAUAGGCUCUCAACUGGAAACAGUCCGACGGGGCCAAUCAGAGAUUUUCCCAUGGCAUUCCACAGCAGCAGAUAAGAAUUGUUUACAGUUUGUUCCUGAGGCUUCCCAGCUCUCAGGAGAGGAAAAUUCCUAAGUAAAGGAUUUUUCAUAAACUAUGUCGGUGGCAAACACCUGUGAGACUUUGUCCCAACAGACCAUCGGGGCGAUAUGCUGGUUUUGCGGGAAGUUAUUGCUCAGAGUAGGAUGGUAGAAAAAUGAUAUAAAUAGACAUAUGUAGAAUGUGAGGCUGGCACAGGACGUGGGAAGUGAGGGAUUUUGGGAGCCUGCCUCGCAUAGGUUUUGGGAAAGGGCAUGGUGCAUCUUGUGAGUAGGAUAGGGUCGACACCUCCCUUUGACAGUGUCACACAGACUUCAGAUAAUCUGUGUUGUCUGAAAUAGGUACCUGAAAUAGAGCAAAUGACUGGUGCUUUUAAAGUGCCUUUUUUGUCUGGCUGUAGAGGAAACUCCACGAUGGACAUGGAAUAGGCUUAAUGUUCCUACCCCUGUGCUGACAGGAUGCCAGGAAAGAGGGCUGUUGAUCUUAUGCAGAGGUCUGGCAUUAGCAGGUGCCUUGUGUGGGUCUGUAUUUCAGGGUCCCUGGACUCAGGCUCCUGUGAGAUGUUUUUUUCCAGCAAGGAGAAGUAGCAAAUUUUAGAGGCUUAGAAGAAAUCAAGCCUGUGCAUGGCUCUGUGCUGUGACAAACAUGCUGGUAGUUCCAUAUCACAGCAUUUGUAGCUAUGGGGCUUGCUCCCCGAAGGAGUUGGAAUAUCAGUGUUGCUCUUCAAACACCUAAAAUGUCAUCAUUAGCUACUGGGUUCUGCGUCAUGUUAAUGCUAUGAAUUGCAGACAAUGUUUACUCAGGUAACAAAAUGAAACUGUGUUACAACGCCUGUCACCAGAAAGUGUGGAGGAAAGGGAUUUGAAUUUGGAUCUGACCAUAAGGUAGGAGCUGGUGCUGAGUGUUUGGUUGAGUGCUGAGGACAUGGGUCCUGCUCUCAUCCUAGUCUUCCCUACUCCCCUCAUUCAUUGAUCCUUUCCCUUUUGAUGCUGCUGUCAAAAUCCUUAAGUCUACUCAGGAGAGAAGUGCACCAGCAACAUUAAUAUUAUUAAAAUACCCUGGACUAGAAAACAAAAGAGGGAACAGUGUUUUUUUCAACACUAUUUAGUUCUUGAGUUUUUGAUGCUGAGCUGUCUCACUUAGUGGAGGAGAGCAGCCUGUUAUGUUCUUCCUCUGCCAGGUUCCUCUGCCAAGCUGGCUGUAGUGCCAGCUUGUCUUUUGGCUUUGGUGUCUCUUAUCCCUCCUGCUGUCUGCACUCAUUUUUUUCCUCUGUUCUCAUGAACACUAUGCAGUCCAGACUGUCAAACAGAGGAUCUUCUGCAUCUUCUUACCAGCCCUGCCAGUUUUCUAGUUUCUGACUUGGCCACAUACUCCCUGCUAGUCUGAGGGUGCCAACUUUAGCCUCGCCAGGCUUCCUUCAUCUUCCUUCCAAGGACUGAGCAUCUUGGUAGGGUAGGACUUGGGAAAAUGCCCAGUGGCAUUUAAAACACCCAACAGACAGCUGCAGCUCCCCUCCUCAAUCCAUUUCUCAUCUGUGAUGUAACAACAAAAAUCCUUAACAUUAUUUUUUCUUUAUAAGGCUAAUUAUAAAGUUGCAAUAUGUCAGCUGGGUUUCCUUUACUUGAAAAACACAGGCAGAUCUGCUUUGGCAAUCUGGUUAAUGCUGUAGGAUGAUCUCUGGAAGGGAUUUGGGACACAGACCUCAUUGAUGGACCCAGGGCUAUUGGAGAUUACAGGGAUGUGGGUCAGGUCAGCGUGCUGUCAGUGAGAGCAUUGUUGGGUAUGCUGGUGCUGUGGGUGUCUCAGGGCCGUUGCAAAGGAGGGAAGUGAUCUUGGGGUAGUGGCUGGUGGGGCAAUGGGUGACGUGUCAUAAAAGAGCCGGGCAUGCAGAUCUUGGUGUUUAUCUCUUUCUUGCACCACAGCACUUGGAUGUGAGGCACCACCAGAUUUUUGGGGGCUAAGUUAAACACAGGUUUGACAUUAAAAAAAAAAAAAAAAAGAAAAAAAAAGAAAAAGACAAAACAUGGUAAUUGUUGGAGGUGCUUAAAAAAGGUUGGCAACAUGAACUCAUGUCUGUCUGGGGACAGGGGUAUAAUUUUGACACAGGUCAAAAGGAAAAUACAUCCCACGGUAAUCUGCGUCAGAGGUCAGGUGGGGAAGAAGAGGGAAAACAUCUGCUGAAGGUAUGGGCACAGGAAUGAGCAGCUUGAUGGUGACCAUCUUGAGACCAAAGGGCUGUGGGGAAAGCAGUGGGGCCACAGUGGCACUGGGGCCUUCCUGCAUGGGGUGCAGGAGGAAGGAGAAAAAUUAUACUCAUCACAUGUAGCACCUUGCAGUCCUCUCAGGACAGACACACAUGGACUGUGGGCUGGUAAUGAGGGGGAGAACAGCAGGAGAUUGUGAGGAUGAUAUUACACCCAGCAGCAGACUGACAUGUCUGGUUUUACAAGAUGCUCUGUCCAGCACAAGGCAUGCCACAUGGGUGCUGUUUUCUACAGCCUGAGCUAAUUCAGAUAACCUGCAGUUUACAGAGUCCUGGCUCAAUCCUGACCCUGCCCAAGUUUCCUUCAGUCAUUCAUUUCACAGUGCCAGCAUCUCCUGUGAAUGUCAGCAAAGCUGCAACCCUGUCCAUGUCCCCAUGGCAUAUAUUGUAGCCUGAGUUUUCCAGAGCAGAAGGUAGCAUCCCCUCCCUGUCCAGCAGCUGGAAGGAGCACUGGAAUGCUACACUCAGUGCAGAGUGUGUGAUGCUCUCUAUACACCUCCAUUUAGUAUUUCCUGUCUACCUGGUACAAGUACCUUUGUGGGCGUGCAAAUAAGAUGAGUACUCUCUUUCUAAGGUGGUUUUGUACUCCUGCCCCAAAGUACAGGACAGGGCUAAUACCUGGCAGGGAAAUGGUCCCUGUGUAUUUCAACACCCUGGCCCAUGGCACAGGGCAAACUCUGCUCCCAAGGUUAGGUUGCACAGGUUAGGAAGAUGUCAUCCCUGGGAUGGGGUCCAAUGCUUGGCAUGGGUGAUGCUGUAGUUGUUUGCGUGUGUCAUGGAGGGAAAUGUGUGAAUGGGAUAAAAUUAGCAGUCAAAACCCAGGGCCAGCAAAGUCUGUCAUUAACUGCCCUCCCAUCUCAUCAUCCUGCAACCACAAGUAGCUUUUUUAGGGCUGGUGUCGUGGUGGAGGCCAGAGGAAGUGUGGGAGGCCAGUUCCUGGUGACACCUCCAGGCACAGCAGUGCUGCCCGGUGGUGCCAUUGGCUGCCCCCAGCCUGGGGCUGGCACUGACCAGCAGUUAAAUGCCUGCCUGGCCACCUUGGGACACACAGCCUGGAGCAUUCCAACACAGACAGCCAGUUCGUCCCUUCCCCAGCACCAUAGGAGACGCAGGCUUGCAUCACACCUUGAGUCACAGGGAACACGACUGACAUGAGGGCUGCAUUCCUGGUGCCACUCCUAUGGGCUGUGGCCCGUGCUUACCCUGUGCCUGGCCAUGAAUCCGCCCACCCCAGCACCCUGCAGGAGGAUACCACAAAUGAAGAUUACAUCAGCAAGCUGGGCAACCGCCUAGAUGGUGGGGAUGGCAGACAUCAUCCUGCCGGUCCAGAGACAGGGGAAAAUGCGCUUGCCAGGGACCUGGCGGGUGGGAAUGCCGUGGAUGAGGAGCUGGGUGAGCUCAGUGGCCAGGAUGAGGGAGGCCAAGUUGGGCAGGCUCAGCACGUGAACCAGGUGGACCACAAAGACAUGCGUGCCCAGAAUGGGAAUAACCUUGGUUUCCGGGAGGUGGAUGCACGUGACACUGAUGAUGCUGAAAAUGGAGACCACUACAGCACCAGAGCCAAUGGGUUUCCCUCCCAUGGCGGCGGGUUCCUGGACGAGGAGGAUGACAGUGGGGAUGACACCUUCGAUGCCAAUUGGGAAGAAGAGAGGGGUGAAGACCCUACCUAUGUGGCUGGUGCUGAUGGGACAGGAGAACACGCUGGCCGUGGGGAUGCCAGGGCUGGCGUGGGGCACAGCAGCAGCAGCAGCAGCAGCGAGAGCAUUGGGGCAGACCACCGACGCUACAGGAACUAUGGCUUUGGGCACACCUACAGGCACAGAGGGGCCAGCAGCAGCAGCCAGGAGGAGGAGAGUUAUGACUUCCAGGAUGAAGCCAUGCAGGGGGAUGAUCCCUCUGUCUUUGAUGGCCCAGGCAGCAGCUACAGGAUGCGCCACACUGGCCCCCAUGCUCUGGGGAACAGUGGGGAGAAUGCCCAAGGGGCUGGCUCCCACCGCUGGGAGGAGGGUGACAGUGGGUCCCCCAGGGUGGAGGAUGGUGACUCUGGAGAAGACAGCCCAUCUGUGGAGAACAACAGUCAGUCAGAAGAGCCUGUUGACAGCCAGUCAGAGGAAAAAAGCUCCAGCCACUCCAGAGAGGAUGGGGAUGGGGAUGGUGAUGGGGAUGGGGAGGACAGCCCCUCCUGGGAAGAUGAGGACAGUGAGUCCAGGGAGACCACUGAUGAGCAGCCAGAUGAAGAGCCAGGGGAGACUCCAGAGGUGGUGAGAACCUUGAAUGAGCACAGCAACAGUCGAACCUGGGAAGGUCAGGAGGACUGGGAUUCUGCUGAGGACAGGAGUGGGCUGUCCACACCUGACAGUGAGUCUAGGGAAGAAGGGAGUGAACUGAGCAAGUCCAGGGAAGAUGAUGAUGACCAGAGCCAUUCCACUGUGGAGGAGUCAGAGGAGUCAGAGGAGGAUGAGAAUGACUCUGUGCCAAGCACAUCAGCUGAGAGCCCAGAGGUGCUAGAGGAUGACAGCAGCCCAGAGGACAACACAGGUGAGAACAGCAGGUCCACAGAGAGUGACAACAGCGAGUCCCAGGAAGAUGAGGAUAACAUGGAGAGUCACUCCCAGGAGGAUGCCACUCAUGAAUCCAGCAGCCACGGGGACGACAGCUCCCUGCAGAGCCUGGAGAGCAGGGGCCUCAAGCAGCGGCUGGUCGCCCUCCGCCACAGACCUGCUGCUGACUAUGAUGACAAUGACUGCAGGGAUGGAUACUGACCUGUGCCCUGUGGCCUCAGCCGCAUGAAGGGUGUUGAGGGGGGAGGGGUUAAUUUAUUUGCCAUAUAGCCUGGUUGACUUCUUCUCAACAAGUGGUUAAAAUGGAGUGGUUAAUGCUGUGGUUCAAAUGGAGUCGGGUUUGCCAGAGCUAGGCCUGGGCAUGCUACACAGGGAAUGAAAGGGUUGCCAGGCACAGGGGAAAACUCCAAAUCACAGCAAGAAAGGGUAUUUUCUGUAUCAAACUGGAGAGCAGCUGAGAGCUGUAAGUGCCAGCAGGGUGAUGCUGCCCACUUGCCCAAGGGGCACAGUGGUGGCUUGGCACUGCUGGGCAUGCUGGGCAUGCUGGUCCCUGUGUUCACCCCUUGUGUUUACCACUGCCCUAAACACAUCUGCCCAGACUCCAGCUGGAGCUUUCCAUUAACUCUAUGUCCAGCACAUAAAAAGGAAAAGCUACAGCUGGUGUGCAUAUGUGGGGCAUGGGCACAGCAGGGUGUGAAGUACCACUUCAGGAUGAGAUGUAUGUAAUAUUUUUAUUAUUUUGUAAGAAAUGUACAGAAAACAUUAUACUGUAUCUUAUUUGCACUUGUAUUUCAAAGCUGAAAUAUAUUCUGUUGAUUUCCUUAAUCACCAUUAAAACCACCAAACU